Syzygium oleosum is the source of this 2761-nucleotide messenger RNA. Its product is annotated as protein phosphatase 2C 16-like. Lineage: Eukaryota; Viridiplantae; Streptophyta; Magnoliopsida; Myrtales; Myrtaceae. Gene Ontology annotation, biological process: protein dephosphorylation. Gene Ontology annotation, molecular function: protein serine/threonine phosphatase activity; cation binding. The record is from RefSeq and is a predicted model, not a curated record.
ACAAUAAUACCCAGUUGAUAGUUCAUUAUAGUAUAUGGGGAGUUUUGUCUGCUGAUUUUCUGGGUUCUUGGUGUGUUUUCGGAAGAAGAAAAUCGAGAAAUCGAUGAAGGAACAUUUUUUUUUAACGUUGGCCUUGAAGGGUUACUUCAGAUCGAGGAAAUUCAUGUUUUUUUUGUGGAAAAGGUUUCACUUUUUAAGGUUAACCUGUGAUUCUUGUGUGCAAUCUUCUUCUUUUUCAGGUUCUUUAUCGUGACAAUCCAUUGCUUCCUCGUCCUGGGUUUGGAUUUGGAUAAGAGCCUGAAUCAGGUUGUUGACACAUCAUGUUGUGUAUUUAAGGUUUGGUGGUGGGUUAGGAAUGGUUUUGUCCUUUCUGGGGCUGGAGGAAGAAUCGGGAAGAACUUAAUGGACUAUAUAAGGUCUUGACGGAAUCUGGGAAACAAACUGCGAACUUCUUUAAUUUUUCUUGAACUGAAGGCGUAGAUCUGUUCUCAGUCGUCAGAUCCGAUUACCCUUUUGUUACACUCUUCAAUUUCACCGCAUGCCCAUCUUUUUAUCUUAAUCUUGAAUUCCCUUCCUGUUAGCUUCAUCUCUUAUUGGUUCGAGAUUGGGAGUCAACGACACAAGGAUGAUAUGGCGUUGCUCAGUCUUGGAACUUUUAUGCCCAUCUCCUUGUUGAUUGAUGGAAAUUGAGGGGAGUUGAAGACAACCAUUAUUGGUACCGCAGAGAGCAUAUAUAACAACAUAAGAGUGAGGUGGUGCUGCUUGGUCUUGCAAACGUUUGUUGUGCCCAUCUCCCUGUCAGGUGAUAGAAAUUGAGGGGAGUUGAAGAUAGCCGUUAAUAAUACCAAAGAGAGCAUCUAUAUGGAAGAAAUGUCUCCAGCCGUUGCAGUAACUCUUAGUGUAGGUAAUUCGAUGCGCGAUAACUCUGGAAUUUCAUCCUCUGCGGAAAUUACGCGGCUCAAGCUCGUGACAAAUGCAGCCAGCUUCCUUGCGAAUCCUUCAAAUCUGGUGUCCACUGAGUCUGUCUUCUGUUGCCAUGUGGAUACUUCUGAUUCGAGUUAUGUGAACAAUUUGGCCACGGAUAUGGCACGCGAUGAUGGUGGUGGUGGAGCUAAUGAGUUGGUGAUGGUGACCGAGAAUGGAGAUAGUGUGGUCCCUAAUGAUAACUUGAUGCAAGAAAACGACGAGGAUGAGAUUAUGUCAGUCGGGGAAGACACCAGUUUGGUUAUCGCCAAUGAAUUGUUAGUGACAGGCCGAGUGGUAAUAAAAGCAGUAGAAAAUGAUCAAGUUCUGGCUGAGGCCAUAAUUUUGGGAAAUUCCGAGGUUCCUGCGAGUGAACUGAUAGCAGCAGUGAGUUCACAAGCUGAAGGCUCUGAUAUUUCAAUUCUGAAGGCUGCUGCGAUGGUUUCUCAGCUUCCAAAGGAGAAGAGUCUCGCCAAAGGAGGCAUAAGGAGUGUUUUCGAGCUAGAUUGUAUACCUCUUUGGGGCUCAGUGUCUAUAUGUGGGAAAAGACCGGAGAUGGAAGAUGCUGUUACAACAGCGCCACAGUUCAUGAAAAUUCCUAUCAAAAUGCUUGUUGGGGAACACAUAAUUGAUGGGAUUAGCCAAAGUUUAACCCAUGUAACCAGUCACUUCUUUGGUGUUUACGAUGGCCAUGGAGGUUCUCGGGUUGCUGAGUAUUGUUGUGAGCGGAUCCACCCGGCUUUGGCUGAAGAAAUUGGACAGGUCAAACAUAACAUAGGAAAUGGGAGUGUUGGGGAAGCUAGGCAAGCAAUGUGGGAAAGAGCCUUCACUAAUUGCUUUCAAAGAGUUGAUGAUGAGAUAGGAGGAAAAGUAAGCAGAGGCAUCACCUCUGAUCAUGGAGAUGCUUCAGCUGCUAGUUUCGAGCCGGUUGCCCCAGAAACGGUUGGUUCAACGGCUGUUGUUGCUUUGGUAUGCUCUUCCCACAUUAUAGUCGCAAAUUGUGGUGAUUCAAGAGCAGUCCUCUUGCGUGGCAAAGAAGCCAUGCCCUUGUCAGUGGAUCACAAGCCAGAUACAGAAAAGGAGUAUGCUCGAAUUGAUGCAGCUGGGGGCAAGGUCAUACAGUGGAAGGGCUACCGUGUUUUUGGUGUUCUUGCAAUGUCAAGGUCAAUUGGCGAUAGGUACUUGAAACCCUGGAUAAUCCCUGAACCUGAGGUGAUGUUUGUCCCUCGAGCUCGGGACGACGAGUGCCUUAUCCUAGCAAGUGAUGGGUUGUGGGACGUGAUGACCAAUGAGGAAGCAUGCGAGGUGGCGCGGAGGCGGAUUUUGCUGUGGCACAAGAAGAAUGGGAUUCCUUCAUCGCCCUUGGACAGGGGCAAAGGGAUUGACCCUGCAGCACAAGCCGCCGCUGAAUACCUCUCUAUGCUGGCGCUUGAGAAGGGAAGUAAGGACAACAUCUCGGUGAUCGUGGUUGACUUGAAGGCUCAGAGGAAGUUCAAGAGCAUCGUGAUGGAGACACAUUCAGCCACCGGCGCCAGCCAUCCAAGGCAGAGUAACUAAUACAAAUAUUAGAGUCCAAAGUGAUUGUAAGGGGACAUAAACUUUGGUCCAUCCAUUUUUCUCGUGGGCUUAAAUGUUUGUGCGAGAUAAGAAAAGUAGAGUGUUAUUAUACAAAGGUAGUAGCAGCAAGCGCAACUCCAACGCCAUCACUGUGUGGACAUGUGGAGACCUGUUUUCAGCAACAGUUCGCCUGCUGUUGUGUAACCGCUGAUGAAGUGGAAGUUCAUUACCUUUUAGUGCA